AUGUAUAAGAGCAAAAGUGGUUCGACAGUUGAUCUGAAAAAUAGUAGGAAGAUUAUCCUUCCUUUGAAUAAUAGCGAGAAAAGGAUAUCAGCAGCUGUGAGACGGUCAACAGACAUACAUUCGAUAUCAAACCCUUGGGUAAAAGAAGUGCUUAAAAGAAAAUAACCAAAAGCACCAAGAAUUCUCUAAAACAAGAUCCAGUGGCUGGAUAAACCUCAAAAUCAAUAAAACAACGGGUUCUAGCCCUUUCCACAGAACAAUCAUCAGUCCUACCUCUCUCAGCACCUACAAAAUCCCUCAAAUCCCUAAUUUUCCUCAAAAUCUCAAAUCCAUCACUUCUUUCCCCACUCACAACCGUGCGAGUUCAGACCAGCAUCUUCAGCUGCCUUUAAAAAUCCACUACACUUCUAAAUUCACGAAGCAGGAAUCUCUGUUACAAAAAUAAGCUUCAAAUCCAGCACAACAUCAAGACGAAGAAGCCUACCCCAAAACCUCUCCUCGCAGGGCUCAACCUAGACACUACCAGCACAAUGAAAAGAUCCAAGAAUUUCUUAGCCCACAACUAUAAUUACUCGAAAUAUAAGAAAGCACUCACGCAGAGAAAACUCAAAGUGACUGGGUUAGGCAAAAUUGAAGAGGCAAAGAGUCGGAAAAGAUCUAAGCCAAAAGCUAAAAAUAUGAUACCAACUCUACAGGCUAUACAGAACAGCAUUAAAAGAACUGAAACAGUGACUAAUAAGAAUAAGGACAUUGAUAAACUCCUUGAAGGGUUUAAAAAGGAUGUACUUAUCAAGGACAUUAGGAGCCAGAUUCAACAAAAAUAAGCAGCAUCAUGACUCAAGCUUCUCAGACACGAUAUCUGAUGACCAGGAGUACAUAAUAAAUUACCCAGAAAAUAAUGGGAAUGCUUCUCAUUCCGAAAUUUUCAGUGAUAUUAUGAAUUCCUUGGAAAGAUUCGCCAUCACUGAAAGCAAGAUUGGAGGAGUUGGCAGAAAAUUUAAAUCAGUUGACAAACGAAAGCUCAGAAAAGACAAACAUAAGCUAAAGCUUCCAGAAUUCAAGCAUGGACACAUGAAGUCCCUAGGACAAGAUCUCUAUGAGAUCCUGGACGAUCAUUCCAAGUACAAAGAGGAAGCCGAGAGAUUUGAGAGUGAAAUGCAUAGCCGUAUUGAGGAAGAUGAAAAAUAAAAAUGAGGAGAGAAUCAAUGAAGAGCGUGCAAAGCAAUAUAAACGUAAAAAGGCCUUACUUGUUAAUGCUAUUAUUGAGGCCGCUUCAAACCUAAAAAGAAUGAAGGUCACACCAAAAGAAAUCAUGGAUGGGAUAAUUUUCCCAUUUGAGGCUUAUAGUAGACCUGGAAGCAGAAUGAUGAUCAGAGCUGUCAAAGAAGGCAACUUAGAGAUGAUGAAGAAACUUGUAGCCAAAGAUCGAUAUUUGAUGUACAUUCAUUGAAAUGUCAAACAGACACCUCUACAUUGGGCUGCUAAAAGAAAUCAUCCUGAAAUUCUUGAGUAUUUACUCCAAAAAGGAGCUUUUGUAAAUAUCUGUGAUAUUGGAAAGAGAACCCCUCUCUUCCUUGCUGCAAAAUAUGGCCAUGUAAAAUGAGUGAAGAUAUUACUUGCUUAUAACGCAAACCCUACAAUGAAAACAUUCAGGAAUAUGACCCCUUACAACGUGUCUCAGUCAUUCAGAAUUAAGAGCUAUAUUCAAAAGGCUCAUCAGCUAAAAAUCUUAUUGAACUUCAUCCCGACAAAAUCAAGGGCCAAAGUCUGGCAAGAACAAGGAGUCAAAAUUCUUAAUGAGCUGGUCAACGAAUCAGAGGAUGAUAAAUUAUAAUUGGCAUAUUCAUUCCAUAA
Messenger RNA from Moneuplotes crassus, 1854 nucleotides. The record is from the annotation of a GenBank genome assembly. NCBI's taxonomy places the organism in Eukaryota, Ciliophora, Spirotrichea, Euplotida, Euplotidae.